ACCUUCUUUGGCCAGGCCCUGCUUAACGAAGGUUAUUUCGUAUGUAACCAAUGCGGUCGAAGACCGCCAGUUAGUUUCGGCUGGCUUUGAGUGUGUGCAGAGUGUUGUGCAUUUUCACCCCAGCGUUUCGGACAUUAUUUAUAUAGGGGGCAUCGGUGUGGCAUCCUCAUCAGAAACCUUAAUCCUCAUUGCAAAUCUUCUGUGAGCAUGUGAAUUGAUGCCCUGCGUGGAAGUGUUCAAGUCCAGUGCUACAGUUACUUUUUUUCGUGGAAACAUCAUAGCGUACCGGGCCGUCGGUGAAUUUUUAUUGUUAGUUGCUCUGUACGGCUAGAACCUACAGGCCUACUUGCUCAGCAGGAAAUAAUCGAGGCAAGCUGACCGCUUUCUGCUGUUGUCUGAACCGGCUGACGUUCUGAAGGUAAGAUACAGUGUGAGCGGAGUUUGGCUAAAUACCCCUGAUGGGCGAUCGCAACGCUUACGAAGCUUACGGAGCGUGUGGUGGAUGGGAAGGGGACUACCGUGGACACAGCUGCCACAACGGUGGCUUCGAGUUUGCAGGAACCUACUACUAUGACGUAAACAGCAGCCAGCCCGUUGAUUCACCGCCUUGGGACCGGGACUCUGAGAGACCUCGUGAACGCCAUGCGGCCCGCCAAAACAGUUCUCACACCGAGCAACGUUCAGAGCGCCCUGAACAGAAAUCCUCCGCGCCAGGCGCCGCAGUCGAGUCACCACGACCAAGUACUCAAGAUCGUAGUCGUCGGAAAGGUGAACCCUUCAGAUUCGAUCGGAGGCCACGAAACAGAGGUCGUGUUGUUCCUAACGCUACGCACCGUGGUGAGCGAGGAUGGGAGAAUGACCCGCCUCAAGAGCAAGCGUACUCCGAGGCAUCUGACGGAAUUCGUGCACAAGACGAAAACGUUGCCGACAAUGCAUCGGCGCUAUAUGCUCAAUCUACGGGCGGGAAACGUGGCAAGAAGAUCCCUAGCGCUAAUGCUGUUGCCUCUUCCGGGUCGUCAACCCGCGACGAAGCGCAUUUACAAGGACACGCUAAGCGUAAUUUAGGUGGAAAAACAGACACAGAGCGGAAAAGAAGACAGAGGCAACAUGAACCGCGUGAACCAGGCAACGGCCGAGUAUGUGCAGGCACGGGUGAUUCGCAGGUGGGACAUACAUCGCUUGAAACUAGCCAAGUGCAAGAAGCAGUUGGCGAACACAAGGAACGGAAAUCCUUCCAGCAGCAAGAUAGUGGUGGACCUUGCCGACAGUUAGCUGAUGACAGUAGGGAGUCGCCUCAUGUGAGGAAUCGAAACCCAAAGGCGAGUUAUCAAACUGGAAGAAGCCGGGAUUUCAGCUCAAAUGCACAUUGGCAACAAAGGUACCGAGACUAUGGAGAGGGAGCAGAGCUUCCACAGAAGGGUCGUAACCAACCAAGGCAAAGUGAUCGGGGUUCCAACAGGAACAAGACAAACAGGCCAAGCAGUCAUCAUAGUGAGCACUCACGAACAGACCAGAAUUUUGGUGAGGCUGUUAGAGAAGUCCGACAAAGUACUCAGAGUGGCGAGAAGAAAAGUGGCAAGGUUAGGAACCGUGCUCACAAUCAUAGACACAAUAAUGGUUUGCCUAGUUCUCAUAUUCACGACGCAGAUAUUAGGCAGCAGCCAAGCUCAUCAAGGCAGCAAUAUUUUGUGAACUUAGUGCGUCCAAAUCAUAAACCGGGCUCCUCAUCUAGAAGCUACCCCCAAAUGCCAAGACCUGAAGAUGCACCACAGAAAGAUCGGCUGACAGAACAGCUUCUUUCUGGCGAGUAUGAAUGCAUGGUAUGCUGUGAACGAGUUCGGGGCACCGAUGCCAUCUGGAGCUGCUCAAGCUGCUACCACAUCUUCCACCUAUCCUGUGCCCGCAAGUGGGCACUUUCACCUGCUGCCCUCGUGAAAGAAGGUGGGUGGCGUUGUCCGGGCUGCCAGGGCACCGUGCUGGCAGUGCCCGACCGCUACGUCUGUUUCUGUGGCAAGCGAGUGAAGCCAGAGUGGAACCGGUAUGGGGUGCCACACAGCUGCGGCGAGAUGUGUGGCCGGUCACGGGGCGCAUCCUCCAUGUGCGUGCAUCGCUGCAACCUUCAAUGCCAUCCAGGGCAGUGCCCGCCCUGCAGUGCUACUGUGCGAAGGCCGUGCCCUUGUGGAAAACUCACCAGGCACGUGCGGUGCAGCCAAGAGCAGGAAGUCAGCUGUGGUGAGCCCUGUGGGCGACUGCUUAACUGUGAAAUCCACACUUGCCAAGCACAGUGCCACGCAGGUGCCUGUGAUCCCUGUGCCCGCAUAGUGGAACAGAAGUGCUUCUGUGGCAAACAGAGGCGCGAAGCUCUCUGUACACGGGAGUCCAAUGCAUCAAGCGAGUUUUCGUGCGGCGAUCUGUGUGGACGGUUCCUAGGUUGUGGACUUCAUAAGUGUGAAGAGGAAUGUCACUUUGGCGAGUGCGGCCCCUGCCCACUCCUGCCAGAGUCUGUCACACACUGCCCAUGUGGCAAGAGCCCACUGGCGAGCAUUGAGGGAGCCAAACCUAGGCUCUCAUGCUCAGACCCGGUGCCUACAUGCGGCGAGACGUGCGGGAAGCUACUCCAGUGUGGUCCGAAAGGCAACUGGCACCGAUGUGCUGCACCAUGCCACGAGGAACUUUGCCCACCAUGCGCACGUUCAAGCGCUGUGCGGUGCCGGUGUGGUGCGACGUCACGUGAGCUUCCCUGCACAGAGCUUGGGUCUUCAGAGCAGCAGGGGCCUGAGCUGUGUCAACGGCGAUGUCAGAAGCGGCGCCAGUGUGGCCGCCACAAGUGCCUCGCCCUGUGCUGCGUGGACAUUGAGCACCGCUGCCCGCUUGUGUGUGGCAAGCGUCUAUCAUGUGGACAACAUGUCUGUGAAGAGCCCUGCCACAGGGGAAACUGCCCUUCUUGCUGGAAUGUCAGCUUUGAGGACCUGAGCUGCCACUGUGGCAGUGCCUCGCUGAGUCCCCCCAUAGCUUGCGGAACACGACCUCCAGACUGUGGCCAGCCGUGCGCCAGGGAGCAUCCGUGUGGACACCCUGUCACCCACACGUGCCACAGUGACCCAUCUUGUCCUCCCUGCGCCACGCUCACUGAAAAAUGGUGUUUUGGCCACCAUGAGAAACGCCGGGCUGUGCCCUGUUUUCUGGAAGGCCUGUCUUGUGGGCGGCCAUGUCUGCGUGACUUGCCCUGUGGCCAGCACCAGUGCCAGCAGACUUGCCAUGAGGGCGAGUGUCGCUUUCAGGGUUCUGCACAAGUGUGUACCCAGCCAUGCAUGACACCGCGGCCAUCGUGCGGCCACCCCUGUGGUGAGCCUUGCCAUCCAGGUGCACCGUGCCCAUCCACUUCAACUUGCAAGACAUUGGUGAGUAUCUCGUGUGAAUGCGGUCGACGAUCGGGAAAGCUUCCUUGUGGCAGCUCAGAGGCUCAGCAGCCGAGCUUCCACCAGCUGUCCGCAUCCCUACUAGCCUCCAAGAUUCAGGACAUCCAGCUUGGAGAGAGUGUCGACAUCACUCACAUGGUCAACAUGGCUCGAAGCAGGCCUUCCAGACUGGAGUGUGAUGAAGAGUGUGCUGUGUUGGAGCGAAAUCGACGGCUUGCGAAUGCCCUGCAGAUACAGAAUGCAGAUGUGUCAAAUCGAGUGGGUCCUCCAUGCUACUCCGAGUUCCUGAAAGAUGAGGCCCGCAAGAAUCCAUCGUUUAUGCUCUCAGUGCACCAAACACUUACACAGCUGGUUCAAAUGGCACGACAGUCCAAGCAAAAGUUCCGCAGCCAUUGCUUCCCAUCUAUGAACCGAGAGCAGCGCAGAGCAGUGCACGAGCUUGCAGAGUUCUUCGGCUGUGAGACCCAAAGCUAUGACCAGGAACCUUUCCGCAAUGUUGUUGUAACAGCCUACAAAGACCGUUGCCGCAUUCCAAGUGGCAGUGUGGUUGCAGUUGUCCAGAGAGAGGCGGCGCCCAUUCCACAGAGAAAAGGACCUGCACCAUUGCUGCAGAGUCGCAAGCGCAUAGAUGCAGUUACUCCUUUGAGCAUGCCGUUGCCUUUGCACUCCAGUCAAGGCCAGUCUACAUCCAUUGCACAUUCCGAGACAGCACCAACUUCGACUACAUUGGACUACUUCAACUACAACUCAUGAUCUACACCUUUACAGUUCCUGAUACAUGCAGAAGGGAGCACAAUCCUGCUCCAUAAGCUUACAACGAAAACACACUGAUGCUGACAGUGUGAUGCAGGGCAGCUUCAGCUGAAAAAUUUCAUGCACACUUAUUGAGUUUUAUUAUUUGCAAGACAUCUUUUUGACUCUGACCAGUGCUUUUCUGAUGAAGUUUAUUUAUGUUGAGGAUGAACUCGUGAAAUAAACUGUUUUCAUUA
Messenger RNA from Dermacentor andersoni, 4408 nucleotides. RefSeq names its product nuclear transcription factor, X-box binding stc (gene stc). Gene Ontology annotation, cellular component: nucleus. Gene Ontology annotation, biological process: negative regulation of transcription by RNA polymerase II. Lineage: Eukaryota; Metazoa; Arthropoda; Arachnida; Ixodida; Ixodidae. The record is from RefSeq and is a predicted model, not a curated record. Gene Ontology annotation, molecular function: DNA-binding transcription factor activity, RNA polymerase II-specific; zinc ion binding; RNA polymerase II transcription regulatory region sequence-specific DNA binding.